GUAAAAAUAGUACUUUCGGAACUAACUUUACCCUAGUUUACUUCACCAAAAAUGAGUUCAGUUUUUAACGAAUUGAAUCAAAAGUUAGCUUUAUUAUCAGUGACAGGCCUAGCUGCAAUAUUAGGAUUGAACUCUUUCCGGGGAUUUAUUCACCACAAGAAGAUUAGAGAGUCCGGAUUUUACAAAGACUCUUUGGAAAUGGUCAAUCACUAUCCUCCAGCUGUGGAACAUUUAGGGAAGCCUAUAAAAGGUCACAGGAUAACUUAUGCAGAUCCAGAGAACAAAUUGACAGACACUGACAUUUGUGUUAAGGUGCCACUGCACGGUCCAGAGGGAGAUGGGAUUCUGUACACUUGGGCAACAAGGAAGUCAAUGAAGGAUAAGUGGAUCAUCGACAGAUUAGAUAUAAAGAUCCUAAAUGGUGGGAAAUGGACUUUUUAUGUCAAAGAAGCACAGCCAGAGGAACUGAAUGAAAAUGGGACAGAAGAAACAAACAACACAGAGGACGAAAAUAAAAUUUGAUGACAAAAAUGGCAAAUUUAAAAAUAUCAUCAAUAUUUCCCUUGCCUUGACACAUGGCUGUCUGUGAUAAAAUCUGUGUUGAAAUUUGACAUACAGGUACCAGGGGUACUUGAAGGCUUGAACGAAUUAUUUCCAUUGGUAAAUCGUGUGGAACAAACUGGUGUUUGUUAGGAAACCAUACUUGACGUUUUUUCUAAGUGAAAAUGAUGGAAAAAAUUUGUACGGUAAUUUGUACAAAACUCCUAGUUUUUUAAUGUUUGUUAAUUUGUGAACCUUGUGCUAAAAAGUUCCACAACAUUACCAUGCAUUUAUAUUAGAGACUAUAAUUAUUUAUUUAUAUCAUUUUUUUAUUUAAUAGUAAAUGUUGAUUUCAAAUAAAUUGAUGAAACUGUGAAAGUAAA
Messenger RNA from Magallana angulata, 923 nucleotides. RefSeq lists its product as uncharacterized. Bases 52 to 522 code for a protein of 156 amino acids. Gene Ontology annotation, biological process: mitochondrial respiratory chain complex I assembly; mitochondrial respiratory chain complex IV assembly. The transcript has 4 exons. The record is from RefSeq and is a predicted model, not a curated record. Gene Ontology annotation, cellular component: mitochondrial inner membrane. NCBI's taxonomy places the organism in Eukaryota, Metazoa, Mollusca, Bivalvia, Ostreida, Ostreidae.